ACAAUUAAACAUAUAUAUUAAUUCUCUAUUUAACUCUUAAAUUUAUUUUAGAUACCUACUGUUAAUUGUAAUACGAAUUAUUUUAAAACCUUUAUGUCAACUAAAAUGAAUAUACAAGUUGUAGGGUGUAUAUUAUCUAAUUCUUUUCACAUAACUAAGUAUUUACUACUUUUAUUAAAUUUUAGAAUUUGGUGAAAUAUCGACAUGAUCUGAUUAAUAGAUAUGUUAUUAAAGGUGUUAUGGAUAUUGAAUGGACGAGAUGUUUAUGGAAAAUAAAUCAAAUUCUUGGUGGUGUGAAAAGACAAGAUACUGUAGCUAUAUUCAUCAAUGAAAACUAUAUAGGCACUUAUGUAGAAUUUCAAAAUUAUUUAAGCUUCAAAUAUAAUAUUACUAUGAGUUUAUGGUCUCUGAAUUAUAAACAACUUAUACUAAAUGAUGUUCAAUAUUAUUAUAACAAUAAGUCGACAUUCGUACGUAUGGUUUUUGAAGUUAAUAAUUGGGAAAUUGGUCACGUUGUUUUUGCUUUGUUUGAUAAACUAGUUCCAAAAACAUGUAAAUAUUUCAAACAAUUGUGUAAUGAUAAAAUUGAAGGAUACUUAAAUAGUUCUGUUCACAGAAUUGAUAUAAAUAAUGGUUUCAUUCAAGCUGGGCGAAUCUUAAAUCAAAUGGCGUAUUUAAAAAAAGAAAACUUCUUAGUCAGUCAUGAUAGAAGAGGAGUGUUGUCAUUAGCUAGUAGACAAACAUAUUUCAAUGGGCCGGAAUUUAUUAUUAGUUUUCAACCAAAUCCUUGGAUGAAUAAUAAAUAUGUAGCAUUUGGACAUGCCGUUGAGGGUGAAAAAACCUUAAAAACAAUUGAGAAAUUGUCGAACACACAUGAAAUUAUAAACCAACAAAUACGUAUCACGUCGUGUGACGUACUACUAAACUGCAGUACUCGUUCAGUCGUUGAAACAAAAUUAGACAAAUUUUUAUAUUCUAUUGUUGACAAAAUUAUAUUCAAAGCUAUGUAUAUAAAGGCAUACGGCAAACCCAAACCUCUUCAUAAACCUAUCAUCACAAAUCUUCAGUAUAUAGAAUCGAUUGUCCAGACCAUAACAAACAAUGUUAUGGAUAAAAUUAAAGAUUUUGCACCAUCUCAAGAAAAUAAACCAUUUAUGAAUUAUUCAAAACACUUAAGACUACCUGGUUCUAUAUCUAUUCCAAGCGCGCCACCUAUCUGCAAGGAUGAAACAAAGAAAAAACAUUCACUCAUUAAGUUGAUGCCAUAUGCCAUUAGUUUUAAUGGAACUACAAGUAAAAUACACAAAAUUAAUAAAAAAAUAUUGACAAUCAAAUCGAAACAGUCAAAAAACAUAGGCGCUAGCAGUAAAAUAGAAAUUGACAAAAAAGUCAAGUAUGGUAUACAUUUACCAACAGAUCAUAAGGACUAUUGGAAAUAUAAAAAAAUUUAUGAUGGUAUUGCUAAUUGAUAAAUCAUAAGUAAAUAAGUCAUAAUCCAUCAA
Messenger RNA from Aphis gossypii (cotton aphid), 1502 nucleotides. RefSeq names its product probable inactive peptidyl-prolyl cis-trans isomerase-like 6. NCBI's taxonomy places the organism in Eukaryota, Metazoa, Arthropoda, Insecta, Hemiptera, Aphididae. The coding region runs from base 240 to 1469 and encodes 409 amino acids. Gene Ontology annotation, biological process: protein peptidyl-prolyl isomerization. Gene Ontology annotation, molecular function: peptidyl-prolyl cis-trans isomerase activity. The transcript has 7 exons. The record is from RefSeq and is a predicted model, not a curated record.